GGCGGGCGCGGGGGCUGACGGGAGGUGUGGCGCUCCCUGGGAACGGCCCGUGGGCAGCGAGACCCCGCCCCCGCGCGGGGGAUGCCGGGAGCCGCCGGCGAUGAACGGGGCCGAGGCGGAGCCCGGCGGCUACAAGCGGCGCUACCGGGCCCUGAAGCGGCGCCUGAAGCUGCUGAUCUACGAGCAGGAGUGUUUCCAGGAGGAGCUUCGCAAGGCCCAGAGGAAGCUGCUGAAGGUGUCGCGGGAUAAAAGCUUCCUGCUGGACCGGCUGCUGCAGCACGAGCACGUGGACGAGGAAUCGUCAGACUCGGAGGCCACAGCCUCCUCAGAGAACAGUGAUGGGGAGGGGCCAAAGGGGGCGGAGCCACAGCCACUGAAGAGGAAGCGGAGCCCCCAGCUUGGCGGAGCCUCGUCCCCAUCGUCCUCUGGCCUCUCUCUCCAGGCGACCUCGGGCUUCCCCCUGCAGGGCUCGGGGGCGCCCUCCCCGUACCUAAGUUCGCUGGCCUCCCCCCCCUACAGCCCGUUUCCCUCUGAAUACCUGGCGCCAGAGCCCUGUGCCCCCCGCCCCGAACGUGCCCGCCCCGAGCGACGGGCCAAAGGCACCCGCAAGUUAAAGAUGUCCCUGACACCGGCCACCCAUCCCGACUGCUCAGUGGUGGGGGGUCUCCCCUUCUCCUCGCCCCGGGGGGGCCCCCUGGCCUCCCUCUCCUCCAAGCUCCCGCCCCCCACCAUUCUCAGCACCGUGCCCCAGCAAAUGUUCAGUGACGCGGGGGAGGGGAGUGGCGAAGACCCCCUGGAUGGGGAUGACGAGCUUGUCAUAGAUAUCCCGGAAUAGGGUCGUUUGGGGGGCAGCCCCCCAGAUACACACAUCUCAGCACUGUGGUGGGACCCCCAAGAGGCCCCCCAAGUUUAUUUCACAUCCAUUCCAGUUGCAUUAACAGGCUCCAGACAUGCAAAUUAACCAAAUAAACAGGAUUUUGGUAUAAAAA
Molecule: messenger RNA, 989 nt
Organism: Chelonia mydas (Green sea turtle)
Lineage: Eukaryota; Metazoa; Chordata; Testudines; Cheloniidae
Gene: INO80E
Product: INO80 complex subunit E
Exons: 7
Coding region: 101-835 (244 amino acids)
Biological process (GO): chromatin remodeling
Cellular component (GO): Ino80 complex; nucleus
Source: RefSeq, a predicted model, not a curated record